Molecule: messenger RNA, 3420 nt
Organism: Fusarium subglutinans
Lineage: Eukaryota; Fungi; Ascomycota; Sordariomycetes; Hypocreales; Nectriaceae
Exons: 3
Coding region: 1-3420 (1139 amino acids)
Source: RefSeq, a predicted model, not a curated record
AUGGGGAGUUCCAUUCGAGAUACCGGAAUCUCUAUAGCUUAUGAACCUGAAGACAGCUCUCCAGUUGUUGACAUCCUCUUCGUACAUGGCCUCGGUGGUCAUCCUCGGAAAACAUGGACCAGUUCCAAAAGGGUCGCUAGCACACCCGAGCUGUCAUCAGCCUCUGAGUCCUUAAGGAAGAACCUAAGGAAGAAUUCCCACAAGAGUGCCCUCGGCCGCGCUCUGAGUCAACUUCAUCGAAUGACUCGGAACACAGCCGCAGAAGCUAGGCCUGAGACAUUGCACGACGAUGCCAACCCUGCCGUGGUGUUUUGGCCUGUCGACCUUCUCUCCAGAGACUUCCCGGACUCGCGCAUUCUCGUGUUUGGGUAUGAUAGCAAGAUAACUAAAUACUCGGCUGGCGCAGUCAGUGAGAAUAGCGUCUUCUCACAUGCUAAAGAUCUUCUUUUUGCGCUUGCCAAGGAGAGACCCCUUCAUCGUCCUCUGAUAUGUGUAGCUCAUAGCCUGGGCGGCAUUAUUUUCAAGGAGAUGCUUUCGAGGUCUUCAUCAUCCACACAAUAUAAGUAUCAAAAUAUUCUUCAGUCAGUCGAGGCAGUUAUCUUCCUUGGCACACCACACCGCGGUAGUGUAGACAUUGCCACUAAGGGGGAAGUAGCUCGUUCGCUGCUCAGUGCCUUAGGAGUAUCCACGACUCCAGUCAUUCUGGACUCUCUCGGCCUGAAGAACACAGAUCUAGAGAGAGCACAGGAGGAGUUUUCCCGACUUUGGCAUACGAGUAACUUUCGGGUCAAGACUUUCCAAGAAGGGCUUAUUCACCCCAAGUUAGGAAAGAAGGUUGUUCCUGAAUACUCGUCUCUCAUUGGAAAUCAUCAGGAACAUGCAGAGACGCUGCAAGCUGAUCAUUUAGAGAUGUGUCGGUUCUCAGGGAAGGACGAUCCAAAUUAUCGCAAAGUCGCUGGCGAGAUCCGUUCUACCUACCUUUCGAUUACGACAUCCAACAGGCAAGAAUCAAUUGGACACCGGGGAGAAAACAACUACAGCCCUGUAUCGAGUAUUGAUAUACCUCAAUAUCUGAGGGAUAAUUUCCAUAAACAAGGCAGUAAACUAUGUCUCCAGUCAUUGUGGUUUCCAGCUAUCAAUAGACGGUACGAGACUUUGGGUGCCCCAGCUGAGCAGACAUGUCAUUGGCUUUUGGAUAAUGAGAACUUCCGGGAUUGGCUUAGCGGAAGAGAUCAGGAAAGGCAUCAAGGACUUAUCUGGAUAAAAGGGAAACCAGGCUCCGGAAAGUCAAUGCUGAUGGGAGAAGCGUUCCGUCGAGCAGCCCAAAGGCAAGAAAAAGCACCAGCCCCGUCUCAAACAGCGGCUUUCUUCUUCAACGGCAAAGGUGAUGACCUUGAGCACUCGGUCGUCGGCCUUUUUCGGUCCUUGAUUUACCAGCUUUGCUCCAAAUAUCCCCCUUUCCUGCAGUGUUUCCAAGAUGUUUGGGAUGCAAAGGUCACGACUGGUUGCUUCAUGGGGUCAGAGGCUAUUGGUUGGCAAGAAGCUGAACUCAAGGCAGUCUUUGAAAUGAUGAUACUCCAGAAACGAAGCAAUAAAGUAUUGCUCUUCGUCGAUGCUUUGGAUGAGUGUGAGUCAAGUAGUGUGCGAAAUCUAGCCUACUUCUGGAGAAAGAUCACAAAGUCAGCUUUCGCUUCGGAGAUCGAUCUGAAAGUCUGUCUAUCAAGUCGGCAUUCCCCCUCCGUCACUGUGAGUGAUUGCCCAGAAAUCAUCAUGGAACAACACAACAGUCAGGAUAUCUCGACAUAUCUGAAGCAGAGAAUCGAGAUCGGAAUUGGCAUUCAAAACCCACAAUGGCACAUUUUGGAAGCGAAGAUUAGGGAAAUGUCAGAUGGCAUGUUUCUCUGGGUAGUCCUGGUGGUUGAUGACUUACUUCGAAGCUGGGAUGAAGGCAGGAGUCUCGAAUACCUGACGAAGCGUGUUGCAAAUACCCCGCAAGCCCUCGAGACUCUGUUCUCGGAGAUGUUCUCUCAUAUCACACCCGAAGGGAAGAAUGUCGCCGUUAAACUGUUCCAAUGGGCUACCUUAUCCACAAAACCACUUCGUCUUCACGAGUGGCAUCACAUAAUGGGGUUUAUCAGGCAUCCCACGCCAACUUCGCUUGCUGAAUGGCGAGCAUCAGAAUACUUUACAGCAACCGACGAGCAGCUGGUGAAACAAAUCAAAACUGUUUCUCUGGGACUGGUCGAGGUGACAGGAGCAACCAAGAUCCCGCCGCAUGACUCAGGCUCUGACAUAUCCUCAGUGGGCGUAGACGCAGGAUCCUUGAUGCACGAAUACGGUGGUACUAGGAUCGUACAGGUGAUCCACGAGUCAGUACGGGACUUCUUCUUGAGGGGCAAUGGGUUCUCGGUGCUAGACUCGAGUUUGUUAACCCAUCCUAUUAGUAGUGGACACUUAUCUAUCAUGGCCACUUGUUUGGACUAUGUGAACAUUGAUGAGCUCGAUGCCCUGGUAGCGGCACGACAACGGGUUACCCACAAAGGAAAGGGGAAACCCGAGGCAAAGAGCCCAAUGUCAUUAACUGAGUCGAACGGUGACUGCUCUCUGUCUGUUUGCUCUCUCGAACAUGAGGGACAUCCCCCACAAGGCACGAUCAGCGUACCUCUACGUCCAAGGAAGACGCCAGAAGAUGAUAAAGGGUCAGAACAAAUCAUAACAGACUUUUCUGAGUCAUACAAGUUCAUGGCUAUACGUCGAUGGCUGGAAGAGAGCAGUAAUUCAACUGCUGAAUCGGAGUUGUUGAUCGAUGUUCCGCAAGCUCCAUUCUCGGAUGUCCCUGACACCGUUCACUCCCAGAUUCUAGAGGACCAUCCUGCGCUGCUCUCGUAUGCUGCAUUCGCAAUGUUUGAACACGCUCGCCUAGCACAAAUUGACGGGGCUGACAUAACUCCAAUUCUUGAUCGUCUUAACGACGAAUCAGUGUGGGCUCGUUGGAAAUCCUUAAGAGAGGAUGUACCGGAGGCAGUAAAACUGCUUGAUUUCUUUGAUGACUUAGGCCUUGUCUCAUGGAUCAGCGCUUUUCACGAUCGAUUUAGUCACGGUCAAGAGAGACGAAGGAGUUCUUCUCCAUCAGAAAUUGGUACUCGCAGACGCAGUCUUUCUUCAAAUCAUCAACUAUCGGGGGAUGAUAAACCAAGGAGUGCUUUUCAUAGGCCGAUUUCAUUACCACAAGUUGAAUCUCAAGAACGCCCUCCUCCAUUGGGUUCCCCAAACUGGCCAGGUGAGAGCCCCCAAAGUUUUAUCCGCGUACCUAGAAGACAAGGCAGUAUUGCCAGCUUUGGCUCUGCUAGUAGCCACGAUGGAUACGGCCGACAAACCCUAAGUUCGAACUCUGGGGCCGCUUUUAUUACCACAAGUUAA